Pediculus humanus corporis (human body louse) is the source of this 810-nucleotide messenger RNA. RefSeq names its product cysteine desulfurylase, putative. Gene Ontology annotation, molecular function: cysteine desulfurase activity. The transcript has 5 exons. Gene Ontology annotation, cellular component: mitochondrion; nucleus; cytosol. NCBI's taxonomy places the organism in Eukaryota, Metazoa, Arthropoda, Insecta, Psocodea, Pediculidae. Bases 1 to 810 code for a protein of 269 amino acids. The record is from RefSeq and is a predicted model, not a curated record. Gene Ontology annotation, biological process: iron-sulfur cluster assembly.
AUGGAAUUUUUAUCAAAACGUUUAAUUGAUAAAAUAACUGAGAAAUUACCCUGCGUAGUUAGAAACGGUGAUCCAAAUUCAACUUAUCCAGGAUGUGUCAAUUUAUCGUUUGCUUACGUCGAAGGUGAAUCGUUGUUGAUGGCGAUGAAAGACGUUGCUUUGUCCAGCGGUUCAGCAUGCACGUCAGCAUCAUUGGAACCUUCGUACGUUUUAAGAGCCAUCGGAGCCGAUGAAGAUUUAGCACAUUCAUCAAUACGAUUCGGUUUGGGAAGGUUCACGACCAUAGAAGAAGUUGAUUACACGGCUGAAAAAUGCAUCAAACACGUUCAAAGGCUUAGAGAAAUGAGGUUUGAUAGAAUACAUAUAGUGAAGAUUGAGAGAAGAUACGAUCACGACUGGAUGGAAUUUUUAUCAAAACGUUUAAUUGAUAAAAUAACUGAGAAAUUACCCUGCGUUGUUAGAAACGGCGAUCCAAAUUCAACUUAUCCAGGAUGUGUCAAUUUAUCGUUUGCUUACGUCGAAGGUGAAUCGUUGUUGAUGGCGAUGAAAGACGUUGCUUUGUCCAGCGGUUCAGCAUGCACGUCAGCAUCAUUGGAACCAUCGUACGUAUUAAGAGCCAUCGGAGCCGAUGAAGAUUUAGCACAUUCAUCAAUACGAUUCGGUUUGGGAAGGUUCACGACCAUAGAAGAAGUUGAUUACACGGCUGAAAAAUGCAUCAAACACGUUCAAAGGCUUAGAGAAAUGAGUCCUCUUUGGGAAAUGUAUCAAGAAGGAAUCGAUUUAAAAUCAAUAAAAUGGACUCAACAUUGA